CAGUGUGCCGGCAGCGAGCAGUGAGUGUCACUAGAGAGGCUGACUACCCAGCUACCGCAGCGCAGCUCUCGACACCGCACAGUACCGCUGCUCGAGCGACACUCGCAGCCACGCGCCGACUCCCGCACCUGCUUGCCACCCUCGCGCUACGCUCUAGCCUUUACUUCGCGACUUCGCCUGGUCCACAGCGGCAGCAAACAUGAUUGCGCCGCGGUGUGUGUGGCGGGCAGCCCUCUGGUGCGUCGUCAUCAUCCUGCUCGCCGACCUCGUCUACUCCGCCUCCAGUACUGGCAGGCGGCGCCUCAGACGGCCUGGCGGCAGCUCUUCCUCGUCCACGACUUCGUCAUCGUCCUCCACGUCGACGAAGGUGCGCACGCGUGACCAGGAGACGUCUGCGAGCGUCAACCGGUUCCGCGUGCGCAACAGGCUGACUCCACCCGGCGCCAACCGCAAGUCCGGCAGCAGCAGCGCCGUGGCCGCCGCCUCCGACAAGUCUGGCGGCUACAAGGUGGUGUGCUACUACACCAACUGGUCGCAGUACCGUACGGCGCACGGCAAGUUCCUGCCGGAGGACAUCACGCCGGACCUGUGCACACACAUCAUUUACGCCUUCGGCUGGCUCAAGAAGGGCAAGCUGACCAGCUUCGAGGGCAACGACGAGACCAAGGACGGCAAAGUCGGCCUGUACGAGCGCGUCAUGGCGCUCAAGAAGGCCAACCCCAAGCUGAAGGUCCUGCUCGCGCUUGGUGGCUGGUCUUUCGGCACACAGAAGUUCAAGGCGAUGUCAGAGACUCGGUACACGCGCCAGACGUUCAUCUACAGCGCCAUCCCCUACCUGCGAAAGCACGACUUCGAUGGACUCGACAUGGACUGGGAGUACCCUAAGGGUACCGACGACAAGAAGAACUUCGUGCUGCUCCUCAAAGAGCUGCGCGAGGCGUUUGAGGCGGAGGCCCAGGAGGUGAAGCAGUCGCGUCUGCUGCUGUCCGCCGCUGUGCCCGUCGGUCCGGACAACGUACGUGGAGGCUACGACGUGCCCGCCGUUGCCAGCUACCUGGACUUCAUCAACCUGAUGGCGUACGACUUCCACGGCAAGUGGGAGCGCGAGACGGGCCACAACGCGCCCCUGUACGCGCCCUCCUCCGACUCGGAAUGGCGCAAGCAGCUGAGCGUCGACCACGCGGCCACCAUGUGGGUGAAGCUGGGCGCGCCCAAGGAGAAGCUGGUCAUCGGGAUGCCCACGUACGGCCGCACCUUCACCCUCAGCAACCCCAGCAACUUCAAGGUGAACGCGCCCGCCAGCGGCGGCGGCAAGGCCGGCGACUUCACCAAGGAGGGCGGCUUCCUCGCCUACUACGAGGUGUGUGACAUGCUGAAGAAAGGAGCGACGUACAUCUGGGACGACGAGAUGAAGGUGCCGUACGCCGUGAUGGGAGACCAGUGGGUCGGCUUCGACGACGAGCGCUCCAUCCGGCACAAGAUGAAGUGGCUCAAGGAGGGCGGCUACGGCGGCGCCAUGGUGUGGACCGUCGACAUGGACGACUUCACGGGCACCGUGUGCGGCGGUGGCGUCAAGUACCCCCUCAUCGGCGCCAUCAGGGAGGAGCUGCGCGGCGUGUCGCGAGGCCCCAACGCCAAGGACGUGGACUGGAGCAAGGUGGCGCGCACCGUCAGCCUGGAGGCCACCACCAAGCCGGCGCCCAUCAAGAUCGACGUCAGCGAGGUGCUCAACCGCGUGCGCAAGCCCACCAAGCAGGCGCCCGCCGACCUCUCCAACGAGGUCAUCGAUCUCAACAGCCGGCCGGCGCAGGUGUUCUGCUACAUGACGAGCUGGUCGGGGAAGCGGCCGGGCGCGGGCAAGUUCAGCCCGGAGGACGUGGACCCGUCGCUGUGCACGCACGUCGUGUUCGCAUUCGCCACCCUCAAGGACCACAAGCUGGCGCCGGCCAACGACAAGGACGACGGCCUCUACGAGCGGGUCAUCGCGCUGCGCGAGAAGAACCCCCAGCUCAAGGUGCUGCUCGCUAUCGGAGGAUGGGCAUUCGGAUCGACGCCUUUUAAGGAGUUGACAUCGAAUGUGUUCAGGAUGAAUCAGUUUGUGUACGACGCCAUCGAGCUCCUCCGAGACUUCAAGUUUGACGGUCUGGACGUUGACUGGGAGUACCCGAGGGGCGCCGACGAUCGCGCGGCGUACGUGAGCCUGCUGAAGGAGUUGCGGAUGGCGUUCGAGGGAGAGGCCAAGACCGCAGAGCAGCCGCGGCUGCUGCUGUCCGCCGCCGUGCCCGCCAGCUUCGAGGCCAUCGCCGCAGGGUACGAUGUGCCCGAGAUCUCCAAGUACCUGGACUUUAUCAACGUGAUGACGUACGACUUCCACGGGCAGUGGGAGCGCCAGGUGGGCCACAACAGCCCGCUGUACCCGCUGGAGAGCGCCACCAGCUACCAGAAGAAGCUCACCGUUGAUUUCAGCGCACGCGAGUGGGUGAAGCAGGGCGCGCCCAAGGAGAAGCUGCUGAUCGGCAUGCCGACGUACGGCCGCAGCUUCACGCUGGUCGACACCUCCAAGUUCGACAUCGGCGCGCCGGCGUCCGGCGGCGGCGCGGCCGGCCGCUACACGGCCGAGGCGGGCUUCAUGGCCUACUACGAGGUGUGCGACUUCCUGCACCACGACAACACCACGCUCGUCUGGGACAACGAGCAGCAGGUGCCGUUCGCCUACCGCGGCGACCAGUGGGUCGGCUUCGACGAUGAACGCAGUCUCAAGACCAAGAUGGGCUGGCUGAAGGAGCUGGGCUUCGGCGGCAUCAUGGUGUGGUCGGUGGACAUGGACGACUUCCGCGGGCAGUGCGGCGCUGGCAAGUACCCGCUGCUGACGUCGAUGCGCCAGGAGCUGCGCGACUACCGCGUCCAGCUCGAGUACGACGGACCCUACGAGAGCCGCGGGCCGCUGGGCGCCUACACCACCAAGGACCCGACGUCCGUGUCCUGCGAGGAGGAGGAUGGCCACAUCUCCUAUCACCCUGACAAGGCAGACUGCACGAUGUACUACAUGUGCGAGGGCGAGCGCAAGCACCACAUGCCCUGCCCCAGCAACCUGGUCUUCAACCCCAACGAGAACGUGUGCGACUGGCCCGAGAACGUGGAGGGCUGCAUGCACCACACCCAGGCGCCGCCCGCCGCACGCAGGAGGUAGGCGUCGCCGUCGCCACAGCCGCCGACGCCGGGCGACGCCGGGGGCGGCGUCGGCCGCCGCAGCUGCAGCCGCCGGUGGGACGCGCCGCCCCGCACCCACGACUCACGACUCGCGACACGCCGACAGUUCCCGUUCACACGUGAAGCCGACUGCUGACCACGUGUCCAUCCGCUCUAUCAGGGUCCGCUACACUAGCUCACUCCGCAGCGUAAUCGACAAUUCCGACUGCAUAAACACCGUCAGCGCCGGCCAACAACUCUAAGCUACUAAUAAAUGUUUUGCCAAUAAGUGAUACACCUGUGAUCACCAGUUCCGUAAUGAUCGCCCGAAAAUUGUGCACCUGGGAGGGUCGUUUCUUCAUCUGGUGUCCUGAUCACCUUGUUGUAGCCUACAAAGACGUCGUAUCUUCCUACAUUCCCUACUCGAGAGAUACAUGGAUCUAUGAAACAACUGUUUGAAAACUCGUAAAAAGAAACAGUUUGGCAAUAUUUUGUGACGUAGCUUAACCAGAUCAUUGCCUUGGUAAUUCUCGAGUGGAAAAUAUCAGUAUAAUGGUGCUGUCUGAGAACCUCUGUUCAACCCGCUUAUACCGGCACAGUAGUCAUGUCCGGAAAUUUGGCGGUAACACAGUCGGACUGCUAAAGCGAAGCACACACAGCUGAAAACGGAAAGUUAUAUUUAUUUACGGAGAAUAUUAAUAACCCAAAUUUUUGUGCACUCUUAAGUACAGCAGUCGGCGUAUACGUAGCUGCGCGCAAUACAUAAAAUUUUGAAAUUGUUGCAGCGAUUCCAGUUUCAAAUUUUUUUGAUGAUUUACGGUUCUUUUCCGCUACUGAAAGACUGCGGCGUGCCGCUUCCUCAUCAAGAGUCCUAGCAACUACCACCAUUUGCUCCGAGGACUACCGAACAUUUUAUGUAUAGCAGUACAUCGCGUUAUUCCUUUUAAUACUAACCUCUCCACUUGCCAAUCAGACUCAGAAAGUAACUCGCGCACCUAACAAAAUUCUUUUUACUGUCUGUAUAGAAAGACCGAAAUUUCAACAUUUCUUGCCCUCAAUUCUUCUUUAGAAUCUUCUCCCUUGAAGCUGUCGCCUGCGAGUAUGCUCGAAGUGGAAACUAAUAACAAAAACAAAAAAUUGUGCUCUGCUAACAACUUUAUGCAUUGCUGUCCAUUUUCAUCUUCUGUACAAAUACUUCGUCUUCAACUGUAUUCAAAAAUAAAACUCUUUCUUUCGGGAAUACAAGUUUCUACUUAAUUGUUUUAUUUAUGCAGCACUAUUGCUGUUUCACGAUCACGAUACGCUGACUUCUCCGGUACGUUAAUUUCCCUUCAUCGCGCCCUUGUAUUCGGAACUAAUUAUCGGGAAAUUCAGCGCAAAUCAAAGACAUCUAUGAAGGUCUACCCUUAUCUUGGAGAAACCCGAACAAAACGCUGUAAAUAUGUCGACAUUCACUGACAGACAAUAAAUAGUUGCGAAUAGCUGCAACUACAUAAUUUAAAACUUUUAAAUUAUUUCACGUUUAGUGUCAGUUUUUACAUGCGAGGUUUAUUUAUAACUUGUAACUUCUGUUACAGCUUAGCUUAAAUGUUAAACUAGUUUUCCUUAAUUGUUAUACUUUCUAAGGGUAAAUCUGUUAGGUCUGUAGAAUGUUAGCUAAAUUUCUGUCCAUAAUUAUUAUCUGCCAUCUACUGCGUAUGUAAGAUAAAAAUAUAUUUCCUGUAUAAAAUUAGUUUUUUUCCUAAGAGAACUUUUUACGCAUGAACUACGUUCUAUCUACUUUCGAAUUAAACUGAAACGUGUACCGUAACGUAACCUGCUAGCGGUGUAGUGUGUUCAUACAUCACCGUACACAUGUUAGUUAUUAUCCGAAACACAUUACGACAGAAUGUUUUUGCUGUUUAGGGCGAAAUUUAAUGAAAAGAAUCCUCUCGUUUUUGCUUCAAUAAAGACAACAGAUUAGGGUGACCUUCAAAGAAAUGUGCAAGGUAACUACAGGCUUGAAUGAAAAAAUACUCACUGGUAUAAAGUUUCACACCACGAUGUUUCAAGUGACACAACGCAAGGUGCAGUGAAAUUGAUGUGAUUCUUUGGAAGAACAGUACAAAGCCUUAACGAGAUGGCCGCAUGUACAAACGUGCAUAAUUGUGGAUUUUUGCAAAUUGACUGCCUUUAUCAGAUUGAAGAUCCAGUGUGAAUGAACAAGUCUUAGAAUUUCCGAAAAGCCGCUCACUGUGACUUUUUAGGAAAUGCUUCUUGACUGUUACAUAAUUGAGAUAUACUUUUAAAUACUCGUGUAAAUAUAUAAUAAAAUGUAUUUAAAAUUA
Schistocerca gregaria is the source of this 5516-nucleotide messenger RNA. RefSeq names its product probable chitinase 10 (gene Cht7). Lineage: Eukaryota; Metazoa; Arthropoda; Insecta; Orthoptera; Acrididae. The transcript is spliced from 16 exons. Gene Ontology annotation, molecular function: chitin binding; hydrolase activity, hydrolyzing O-glycosyl compounds. The record is from RefSeq and is a predicted model, not a curated record. Gene Ontology annotation, biological process: chitin catabolic process; carbohydrate metabolic process. Bases 200 to 3190 code for a protein of 996 amino acids. Gene Ontology annotation, cellular component: extracellular region.